Messenger RNA from Penicillium olsonii, 1083 nucleotides. The record is from the annotation of a GenBank genome assembly. NCBI's taxonomy places the organism in Eukaryota, Fungi, Ascomycota, Eurotiomycetes, Eurotiales, Aspergillaceae.
AUGUACGCCGUCGAAGACCGAAAAUAUCCUGUUCCGCCUCCGCUCUCAAUGGAUCGCAUCCCCACGCCUUCGUAUCCGCCAGGGCCGAACACGUUACGGCCGGCCGACCACCUCUCGCCCGUGCAGAAUGAAUACGGAGGUCGCAUUUGGUCAUUAGAGGUGGUCCAGCAGCCGAUCCGAGCCCGCAUGUGUGGAUUUGGUGACAAGGAUCGGAGACCGAUCACGCCCCCGCCUUGCAUUCGUCUCAUUGUACGCGACCAACUGACCAAUAAAGAAAUCGACAUCAAGUAUGUGGAACGCCAGUCGUGUCCGACGUCUUUGCUAAUCCCAUCCAGUGAGAUCGACACCUCUUUCUACGUGCUCACCGUCGACCUGUGGAACGUCGAUGGCACCAGCGAAGUCAACCUGGUCAAACACUCCGCCUCCUCUCCCUCCAUCUCGACCGCCAUGUCCCAAUCCUAUCCGCCCCCGCCCCAGAGCAUGUCGCCCACCUACGGCGGCUACGGCCAAAGCCAGUACCCCGUGGGAUAUCCCCAGAUGAACAACUACUACGGAGGUCAACAGAUGGCCUACCCCAAUCAAUACGGCCAGCCGGUCACCUACCCCCAACAAUAUUACCCCGGUGGGCAAGCCCCACCAGCCAUGUCGCCAGCUACACAACCCGUCACUGGAGGGCCCGGCGGGAUGUUUACUCGCAAUCUGAUCGGUAGUCUCAGCGCCAGUGCGUUCCGCCUGACGGAUCCCGACAACAAGAUCGGCGUGUGGUUCAUCCUGCAAGACCUGAGCGUUCGGACCGAGGGCACUUUCCGGCUAAAAAUGAGCUUCGUCGACGUUGGCACGCAGUCCUCCGAAACCACCAACGGCGCUCCCGUCAUCAACCACGGAACCGCUCCCGUCCUAGCCUCCGUCUUCUCGGAACCGUUCCAAGUCUUCUCCGCCAAGAAGUUCCCCGGUGUGAUCGAGAGCACCCAGCUCAGCAAAUGCUUUGCCCUGCAAGGCAUUAAGAUCCCAAUCCGCAAAGACGGAAUGAAGCCCCGCGGCCGAGGCGGCGACGGUGAUGACGAUGACGAAGGCGACUAUUAA